Messenger RNA from Cannabis sativa, 828 nucleotides. RefSeq lists its product as uncharacterized. The transcript is spliced from 4 exons. The record is from RefSeq and is a predicted model, not a curated record. Bases 1 to 828 code for a protein of 275 amino acids. Lineage: Eukaryota; Viridiplantae; Streptophyta; Magnoliopsida; Rosales; Cannabaceae.
AUGGUACAGCAACUAGAAAACAACCAGGAAGAAGAAGAGGAAGUGGACAACACAGAAAUGAUGAUCAUCAAUGACAAACGACAUGAAACAAUAGAGAAGGGGCAAAUUUACAAGGACAAAGAAACAUUGAUAAGUACACUAUGCUACUUUGCAAUCAAGAAGACAUUUCAAUACAAAGUAGUGAAAUCUUGCACAAAAGAAUACAACAUAGUGUGUUUGGACACAAACUGCAAAUGGAGUUUAAAGGCUACAAAAAAUGGAAACACAGAAACAUUCAUAAUAAGGAGCUACGAAGAAGAACACACAUGUGCAGUUACAAUAAGAUUUGGAGAUCAACGACAAGCUACAUCAAAGUUGAUAGCAGACUUUGUAAAACCAAAAUUCUUGAACCUGAAAACAAAGUGCAGCCCUGCAGACAUAAAGACAGAAAUGAAAGACAAAUACGGAAUAAAGAUGAAUUACAUGAAAGCAUGGCGUAGUAAAGAGCGAGCACAAACCCAGCUACAUGGAAAUGCUAAAGAGUCGUACAAUCUCUUGCCUAGAUACCUGUACAUGCUACAGAAAACAAAUCCAGGAACAUUAAUAGACAUAGAGAAAGAUGAUGAUGACAGUUUCAAAUAUGCAUUUGUUGCAUUGAAUGCUGCUAUAAAAGCUGCAAAAGCUUACACAGAAAUGGAGUUUGAAUUCCAUAUGAGGGAGCUAGACAACUUGGAUAAGCGCAUAAGACCGUACCUGGAGAAAAUUGGCCAUGAAAAAUGGUCAAGGUAUCAUUCAGAAAACAACAGAACUAUGACAGAAACUGUCCAAAUUGUAGGUACUCUACCAUGA